GAAAGGUCCUUUAGAAUUAACAUAUCGAAUUUACGAAAACACGAUAAAGAGGUUGAAAUCGGGGGGCGAAGCAAAGGAGGAGAACGAAUCGUGCUCAGCAGAGGAUAAGUCCCAGUCGGAAUGGAAAGAAGUGCAAUUAAGGAUCAGUGAGAACGGUGAGAUGUGCAUCACUGGUGUUGACGAUUGCUUGGUGGUGAAUGAACCGGUUCCAAAGACAAUAAGUAGUGUUUGUGAUCAAAAAUCGGAGACGACGGUAGAUGUAGCAGAACCAAAACAAAAUGUGCUUCCAUCGCAGACUAACGAAACUGCAAACACCAAGAGAGAUGGAUCGGCUUUAAAGCUCAUAGGUAGGGAGGAUACGGGCACAACCACGACCAUCCAAAGUACCAUUGCGCCGAUUAAGUCCGAGGCGAAAGUUGAGAGUGUGAAGACGGUCACCACGACUUCGGUCGCGGGGGAAUCAACGCCGCCGACAAUUCCCGAACGUUUGGCAGGAAACAAACACAAGUUACCGAAUGCGCCCGAAGCCGAGCCACCUCCGAAACUACCAAAGCCCACAAUAUUAAACCAUACCUUAGGCAUACAAAAUUUAUCCAACAACCACCCGUUAAAACGGCACGCUCAAAUUAGACGAAGCAUUGAAAGCGUAUGCUCAAGCACGGCAAGUCAUAAUUCGACGCAUUUAACCACGGUCACUGUAAACUCCACGCCAGUAUCCUCGAUAUUUUCGAAGCAUCCGAACUCAACAAAAUGGCCCCCAAAUCGGCUACAAAGCACAAAUUUACCAUGUUACGCGCCUAAAACUACUUAUAAUCCAAUAAUCAACGUACCUAAAGUCCAAGCCAGUACAAGCAACACGAGACCUGAUCAAAAAGUGCCAACAUCUCAGGUACCGCCCACUUCUACACCGCCGCCCACGAUUCUAAAUAACAAAUUGUCAAUUAAAACCAAAUCGAAUAACCCUAUCGGCUACAAGACUCUCCGAGACCCGCCGAAAACCUGGAACCCCCAAAUAUCUAGGGCGAGCCUGCUGAAGUCGCCCGAUCCGAAAUACGCCGACCUGAAGAACGUGAGACCGGCGAAGUUCUUCAAAAUGCGGAACAACAUGCCGAGGUAUCUGGGUAAUCCGGCCUCGGGCGUUAAGCCCCUCUACCAGGUCCACAACAGUCCCGAGAAAGAGAAGAGUGCCGCCGAGAAGACCGAAAUAAAGAAGCACUCGAUCGUGAAAAUCGACCCGAAGACGCUCAAGCCCGUCUCGGAGAAGGCGCCCGACGUCGCGAACCUGAGCAAUCAGACCGAUCUGAAGAUCAACACGAGCUCGGUCCCGAUCUUCAACCCGCUGAAGCUGCAGAGCUCGCCGAAGAGCGACCGCAAGUCGCCGAAGAGCCCCCACUCGCCGAAACCGAAGGGCGCGUCGCCGCGCGACAAGCUCAACCUGAGCUACACGCCGCCGAACCCCUUCAUACCGAACCUCGCGUCACCGACGCUCAGCCCGAACCAAUUUCUCUACCCGCCCGGACCGCCCGGCUUUCCCCCGUACGACCCGCGAAUAAUGGCAGCUUACCACAGUUUCCUCUACGGGCAGCGCUCGACGUUCACGUCGCCGCCGAGCUUGGAUCUAAAUCAGCGCAAGCCCCCCUUCGAACUGCCCCAGCCGAAAUCGCCCGAGACCGCCAAGGCGGCGAAGGCGAAACGCGCCGGCAAAGAGACGGGGAAGAUCGAGAAGAGUCUCGAGACGGCCGUCGAGAAGCUGACCCAGAAUCGCGUCAAGGAGCUGACGAAGACCGAGACCGAAAACGGGCGGAGAACGCCGCAGGACCAAAAGGAGGCGAGCCCGCCAAGCGAAUUGAGGGCGCUGUUAGUGACGAACGAUUUAAAAAUUAAAGUCGACGCCUCCAAUAUAAGUGAUACUAAAGAAGCGAGUAGUAAUAAUAACAAUGCGGUUAGUCUGCCUUUAAUCGCCGACGCGAAAAAAUGAAGCUCAUUUUGACGAUAAGCUUAAUCAAAGUGAUAAAUUAGUCAUAUAUUUUUAAUUCACCUUUCGGGAAGGUUCUCUUGUGUGUGAUUACUUUUUAAUUUUUUCAUAUCAGCAAAAGUGCCUGCAUUUGUAGACAAUUCUAAUUUUAUUGGGGGAGAGAUUUUAUAGCGCAGCUGUGAGGUGCCUUUGCUAAUCACUUUCACACAUCAUCUUAUUAUCUACUAAUCAAAUAUUUUGAGGUAGCGCUGGCAACGCUGCCGCCAACUUCAGGGGAAUCGCCUUCUUGUCAAUUUUCGGACCAUCCCCGAUAGAUUGUCGGCGCUAUUUCUCGAUAAUACUCUCGCUUUUUAGUUUCGUGGAUAAUUAUCGCUUUUAAUUUGUUCCGGUUGUUGAUCGGCAUUAACAAUUUAUGCAGCCUAGUUUUUGACGUCGAGUCUUGGAAAUCGCGCUCUCUACGGGUUCAAUUUUGUAUCAUUGUUUCAAAACGGUUAUUGAUUUGUAAAUAAUUGUUAAUAAGUUCUAUGUUUUGUAUAUAUUUAAAUAAUUUCUUUUAAUAUAUAUGUAUUUUACACACAUUGUGCACUGUAAGUAUCUGAUCUGUACAAAAAGUGGGCUGUAUAAAAUCUCAGACGGCUUGUUUUAUUGGUAGAGUUCAAUUUUAUAGUAUUGUAGAAAAUUAAAGAAAUGUUUUAAUUAAGUUGUAAAUUGAAGAUUUUAUUGUACAUUGUAUAUAUUUCAGCACAGAUUUAAUAAAUAUUUAUAGUUUCCCUAUAA
Messenger RNA from Photinus pyralis (common eastern firefly), 2752 nucleotides. Its product is annotated as polycomb group protein Psc-like. Gene Ontology annotation, molecular function: promoter-specific chromatin binding. Gene Ontology annotation, biological process: negative regulation of transcription by RNA polymerase II. Gene Ontology annotation, cellular component: PRC1 complex. NCBI's taxonomy places the organism in Eukaryota, Metazoa, Arthropoda, Insecta, Coleoptera, Lampyridae. The record is from RefSeq and is a predicted model, not a curated record.